CCCUCCACACUUCCUCCAUACACACACUCUCUCUCUCUGCCCCUACAGAUCUAUCUUUUUCUCUCUCUAAAAGCUUAAUGGAGUUCAAUUGAUUCAUUUCGAGGCUCUUUUUCUUUCUGGGUACAUUCCAUUUCACUUCAAGAGGGUCUUAAUUUUUCUGGGUAACUAUUAAUUUGUGAGAUGAAGCAGUGGAUACGAAGAUUGGCUCGGGUCGCCGAUUCGUCGCAGUGCAGCCUGCUUCGAUCCAACUCACAGAUAGUGAGGUCGAGGGCCUCGUCGGCGAGAAGAAUCGGGCGGACGAAGUCGGUCCCGGAGGGUCACGUGCCGGUGUACGUCGGAGACGAAAUGGAGCGGUUCGUGGUGAGUGCAGAGCUCCUUAACCACCCGGUUUUUGUCGGGUUAUUGAACAAAUCGGCUCAGGAAUACGGUUACGAACAAGAAGGGGUGUUAAGGAUCCCGUGUCACGUGCUCGUGUUCGAGCGAGUCAUGGAGUCGCUCCGACUCGGUCUGGAGUCACGUGACCUCCAGGAUCUGCUAAGCUCUUGCUUCUCUGAGGAGUUAUGAAUUAUGAUAUCUACUUUUUCUGGGUGUUCUUGGUAGAACAGUAAAUUACGUGGGCUGUCGAGGUCUUUUUUGUAAAUACGACCUUUAACCACAGAUGGCAAAACAAAACAGAGAAGAAGAGAUGGAAAUGGUUUGUGUAAAAAGGACUUGACACACCAACAUUCUGUGGUGCUAAAUUACUUUCUUUUCUUUUUAUAUAAUUUUAUUCUUCGGUUAA
Messenger RNA from Tripterygium wilfordii, 781 nucleotides. RefSeq names its product auxin-responsive protein SAUR71-like. Bases 181 to 564 code for a protein of 127 amino acids. The transcript has a single exon. Gene Ontology annotation, biological process: response to auxin. The record is from RefSeq and is a predicted model, not a curated record. Lineage: Eukaryota; Viridiplantae; Streptophyta; Magnoliopsida; Celastrales; Celastraceae.